AUGUCUUCUUCAACAACAACAGAAAAUAAGAAUAUUGCCUUUGGCAGAGUGGGAACCAACUUGAAUAUUGGCAUCGUUGGUUUGCCAAACGUUGGUAAAUCAACCUUCUUUAACAUUCUCACCAAUUCUUCAGUGCCAGCUGAGAAUUUUCCAUUCUGUACCAUUGAUCCGAGCACGAGUCAUGUUGCAGUGCCAGAUGAGAGAUAUGAUUGGUUGGUGAAACAUUUGGGAGCAACAGAUAAUGCCCCAGCUAUUUUGAAUGUGACUGAUAUUGCUGGAUUGGUCAAGAAUGCUUCAGAAGGUGAAGGAUUGGGAAAUGCAUUCCUUUCUCAUAUUAGAGCUGUUGAUGCCAUUUUCCAUAUGGUAAGAACAUUCGAAUCGAAGAAUAUUACUCACGUUGAGGGUAGUAUUGAUCCAGUGAGAGAUAUUAAAACCAUUGAACAGGAAUUGAUCAAGAAGGAUAUUUCCUAUUUGGAAAAUGUUAAGGGACCACUCGAAAAGAUGGGAAAGCAAAAGAAGGAGAAGGCUUCUGAACUCGUUGCUGUCGAAAAGGCAUUGGAAAUGUUGAAGGAAGGAAAGGAAGUGAGAUUUGGUGAUUGGGCUAGUAAGGAUAUUGAAUUACUCAAUCCUCACCAAUUGUUGACCUCUAAACCAAUGAUUUAUCUUGUGAAUAUGACACCAAAAGAUGUUGUGGAUCCAGAAAAGAAUGAGCAUGUCAUUAAGAUUAGAGAAUAUGUCACUUCUAAGAGUGCAAUUGCUGAACCUGUCAUUCCAUACAGUGCUGCCUUUGAAAAGAAAUGGCAAGAGACUGAUGAAGAAAAGAGACAAGAAUUAAUCAAGAAGGGAAUCAACUCCAAGAUGGCAGAUAUUAUCAAGAUUGGAUAUGCCAUGCUUAAUCUCAUCAAUUAUUUCACAUGUGGUCAACAUGUGCGUACAUGGACCAUCAAGAGAGGAAUGAAGGCCCCAGCUGCUGCUGGUCAAAUUCACAGUGAUUUUGAAAAGGGAUUUAUUUGUGUUGAAGUUAUGAGUUUUGAAGAUUACAAGCAAUAUGGUAGUGAAUCGGAAUGUAAAAAUAAUGGAAAGCUCAAGGAGAAGGGAAAGACCUACGAGGUAGAGGAUGGUGAUAUUUUGCACUUUAAAUUCAAUGUGUCGAGUGGCGGAAAGAAAAAGUAA
Naegleria gruberi is the source of this 1173-nucleotide messenger RNA. RefSeq lists its product as uncharacterized. Gene Ontology annotation, cellular component: cytoplasm. Lineage: Eukaryota; Heterolobosea; Eutetramitea; Acrasida; Naegleriidae. The record is from RefSeq and is a predicted model, not a curated record. The coding region runs from base 1 to 1173 and encodes 390 amino acids. Gene Ontology annotation, molecular function: ATP binding; ATP hydrolysis activity; GTP binding. The transcript has 2 exons.